CCGAUUCCUCCGUUCUUGGCCGAUCGCCUUCCUUUCUUCCACCGCUAAAAAGCGUCACAUUUCCGCCGGCCACCGUCUGCAUCCGCCGUUCUCUUCUCCGAUCGCAUGCGGCGCUAAUCGUCGCGAACAAAAAUGGUGAGGAAGAAGAGGCAUCGCCGCCUCAUCGUAUUUCUCCUCUUCUUCCUCCUCUGCCUCCGCCCGAUCCAAUGCCGCUCCGCCACAUCCUCCGACGACGUAGAAGCCAUGUCCGACCUUUCCCUCUCCCUCUCCGGCCUCCCCUCCAGCUGGAAGCCCGGCUCAGACCCUUGCUCCUGGGACGGCGUCACCUGCUCCGCCGGCCGCGUCACCGCCAUCAAUCUCGUCUCCCGAGGAGUCUCCGGCUCUCUUCCUCCCUCCCUCUCCUCUCUUUCCGCCCUCACCUCUCUCAACCUCCAGCACAACCGCCUCUCUGGCCCCCUCCCCCUCCUCCCCAACCUUUCUUCCCUCCAAUCCAUCUCCCUCGAAGACAACGCCUUCGAUUCCAUCCCCGACUCUUUCUUCGCCGGCCUCCUUGGCCUUCAAUCCAUCACCCUCGAUGGCCUUCCCCUCGCUCCGUGGAACCUCACCCGCGACCUUGCCUCCGCCGCUGGCCUCGCUGAGUUCUCCGCCGCCAAUUCCUCCCUCUACGGCCCCCUCCCUGACUUCCUUGGCUCCCUCCCCAGCCUCAGCAUCCUUCGUCUCUCUUACAAUCACCUCUCCGGCACCCUCCCCCCGUCUUUUGCCGGCUCCGGUCUCCAGCAGCUCUUCCUCAACAGCCAGCAGUCUCCCGACAAACUCUCCGGUCGCAUCGACGUCAUCGGCGCCAUGCCCCAGCUCACCGUCUUCUGGAUCCAGACCAACGCCUUCACUGGCCCUAUUCCCGACCUCUCCAAUCUCACCUCCCUCGAGUCGUUCAACGCCCGCGACAACGCCCUUACAGGCGUCGUCCCUGCCUCCCUCACCGCCUCCCUCACCCUCAAAAACGUUUCCCUCUCCAACAAUGUGCUCCAGGGCUCAUUCCCGCAGUUCGCCAGCAAAUCUGUUGCCGUCGAUAUCGACAAGGGCAACCAAUUCUGCAGGCCUGCACCUGGCCCGUGCGAUCCUCGUGUCACCGUGCUGCUCGACAUCGCUGCCGGGUUUGGUUACCCCGCUCUGCUCGCCAAGUCGUGGAAGGGCGAUCAGCCCUGCGGCGCCAAUUGGCUCGGCGUUACUUGUGACGCGCAGGGGAAUGCCAUCGUCCUCAACUUCGCUAACCAGCACUUCGGCGGGGAGAUCUCACCGGUCUUUUCCAAUCUCACCUCGCUGCGCCAGCUGAUCCUCAGCAGCAAUGACCUGUCCGGCUCGAUUCCAGGGAGUUUGACGCAGCUCCCUCAGCUCCAGCUGCUGGACGUCACCAAUAAUAGCCUCUCAGGCAAGGUCCCCGCAUUUGGCACUUCUGUGACGCUCAAGCUUGAUGGCAACCCGAAGCUUGGAGACGACUCUGGUUCAGGAGGUGGAAGUUCUCCAUUCAUUAAGUCAACGCCGUCCUCUUCAGCCUUGAUUGCCGGCUUGAUCUUAGCCAUGGCGGUAGCCAUGGCGGUCGUCAUUGCUUGCUCAGUCGGCUUUUAUUAUCGGAGAAGAAAACUAGAAGAGAAAUCCAAGCAUAUACUGACUGAUACACAAUCAUAUAAGAUAGGACUGAAUGGAUUGAAUUACAAUAGUGAGAGCAUUGCCCCGAUCAGCACCGACAGUUUGAAUCAAUACUCAGUUGAGGCUCAAAGCAUGCACAUCUCAAUUCAAUCCCUGAGAACGGCCACUGGUAACUUCAGCAAAGCCAAUAUCUUGGGAAGUGGCGGUUUUGGUGUUGUAUACAAAGGGGACCACAAUGGAACAGUGAUUGCUGUGAAAAGAAAUGGAUAUGAUCUUAUAGGUAACAAGGGAAAUGAGGAGUUCAAAGCAGAGAUUGAAGUUCUUAGAAAGGUUAAACACAAGAAUUUAGUUGCACUUGUUGGGUUUAGCAACGAGGAUCGAGAAAGACUUUUGGUGUACGAGUACAUGGCUGGGGGUACCUUAACGGAACGUCUAUUUAAGUGGCAGGAUACCGGCGAACCCCCACUGAAUUGGAAUCAGCGGCUCGUGAUUGCUCUGGAUGUUGCUAGAGCAAUAGAGUACUUGCAUAGUUUUGCUCAAGAAAGUUACAUCCACAGAGAUCUAAAGCCUUCUAAUAUACUAUUGGACAAAGAUUUGAGGGCAAAGGUUUCUGAUUUUGGGCUAGUCAAGCUCGCCGCAGACAAUCAAAAAUCAAUGCAGACGCGGUUAGCAGGCACAUUCGGGUAUCUUGCACCUGAAUAUGCUACCACAGGAAGGGUGUCGACUAAAGUCGAUGUUUAUGCAUUCGGCGUGAUACUAAUGGAGCUAAUUACCGGAAGAAAAGUUCUAGACGAGUCGCAAGAUCCUGAGGACAUCCAUUUGGUGGCAUUCUUCCGCAGAAAAUUUUCCCAAGAGAAGGACAAAUUUCUAACUGAAAUGAUGGAUCAGACUCUAGAACUAGAUGAGGAAGCUAAGCAAAGCUGGGCAGAGGUGGCCGACCUAGCAUGGCACUCGACGACUCGAGAGCCCCACCAGAGGCCUGACAUGAGCCAUGCCGUCAACCGACUAGCCCCCCUGGUUGAUCAAUGGAGGCCAACGAACUAUGUCGAUGAAGAUGAUGAUGAGCCAAGCAUGAGUCUCUCAGAAAGGAUGGAGAAAUGGCAAUGUAACGAUACCACUUUCACCACAUAUACAUUUGAUUCCACAUUGAAGUGAAGAACAUUUGGAAAUCUGAACAGAUUAACAGAACAAGAAUGUAUCACCCAAAGUAUUAAUCUGUCAGAACCUUAAUUUUCUUAAUUCAUUCUUUGAUACUCUAUAAUA
Messenger RNA from Zingiber officinale, 2910 nucleotides. Its product is annotated as receptor protein kinase TMK1-like. Gene Ontology annotation, biological process: protein phosphorylation. Gene Ontology annotation, molecular function: protein binding; protein kinase activity; ATP binding. The record is from RefSeq and is a predicted model, not a curated record. Lineage: Eukaryota; Viridiplantae; Streptophyta; Magnoliopsida; Zingiberales; Zingiberaceae. The transcript is spliced from 2 exons. Bases 133 to 2802 code for a protein of 889 amino acids.